Molecule: messenger RNA, 1305 nt
Organism: Lotus japonicus
Lineage: Eukaryota; Viridiplantae; Streptophyta; Magnoliopsida; Fabales; Fabaceae
Product: probable esterase KAI2
Exons: 2
Coding region: 270-1136 (288 amino acids)
Biological process (GO): response to karrikin
Source: RefSeq, a predicted model, not a curated record
CCUAUCCAACGAAAAUUAGAGAAUCCUCUUUUUGUUAACCAAUGAAAAUUGCACCAUUUCUUGGUUAGGCUUUUGUACUAGAUAGCUAGCUAGAUACUCAUAUCCCAAUGUGUGGUGCUAGUUCUUCCCCGUGGCCUUACAAUUCCAAAUAUAACAACAACUUGCCCUGAAUCUUGAAUCUCAAAGUCAAGCUUUCACACACCACACCCUGUGAUUGAUUAACCAAAAACACAAGAGAGACAUCAACAUUCACACACACACAGUGAAGAAUGGGGAUAGUGGAGGAAGCUCACAACGUGAAAGUUCUAGGAUCAGGUACUAGGGCUAUCGUUCUUGCUCAUGGAUUCGGCACGGACCAGUCCCUAUGGAAACACUUCGUACCUUACCUCACCAACGAUUUUCGUGUCAUCCUCUACGACAACAUGGGUGCUGGAACAACCAACCCUGAGUACUUCGAUUUCGAGCGUCACUCAAGCUUAGAAGGCUAUGCCUACGAUUUGCUUUCGAUUUUGGAAGAGCUUCGUGUCGAUUCGUGCAUCUUCGUCGGCCACUCUGUUUCCGCCAUGAUCGGCGCUGUUGCUUCCAUUUCACGCCCUGAUCUCUUCUCCAAAAUCAUCAUGGUUGGAGCUUCCCCCAGGUAUUUGAACGACGUGAAUUACUAUGGAGGAUUUGAGCAGGAAGAUUUGAACCAAUUGUUCGAUGCGAUGGCGGCGAAUUACAAAGCGUGGUGUUUAGGGUUUGCUCCGCUGGCGGUGGGUGGAGACAUGGAGUCGGUGGCGGUGCAGGAGUUUAGCAGAACCUUGUUCAACAUGAGGCCGGAUAUUGCUCUAACCGUUUCGCGGACCAUUUUUCAGAGCGACAUGAGGGGGAUUUUGAGCCUUGUCACUGUGCCGUGCCAUAUCAUACAAGCGCAGAAGGACAUGGCGGUUCCGGUGGUGGUUUCUGAGUUUCUCCACCAGCAUCUUGGUGGCGUGUCUAUUGUGGAGGUUAUGGCAACUGAUGGUCAUUUGCCGCAGUUGAGCUCGCCGGAUAUUGUUAUUCCGGUUCUGCUCAAGCACAUUCAUCUUGAUAUUGAGCCCAGAUUGCAAGAUGUAAGUAGUGGUGUGUGUUGUGAUGUAAAAUUUAGUGGGGUGUAAUGGGUUACCAUCAACUGGUUAUUUAUGUUUGCUUUGUGUCGUUUAAUUGUAGUAAAGGUAGGGUUCGAUUCAAGCUGAAGAGCUAGAAUCUAUAUCCAACUUUAGUCAUUAUUCAGAUUUAUGUGUAUGGAAAAACUGUAUUAAGGUGAGUCAAUGAUUUGACAUAUCA